Messenger RNA from Anopheles aquasalis, 2655 nucleotides. RefSeq names its product myotubularin-related protein 10-B. Lineage: Eukaryota; Metazoa; Arthropoda; Insecta; Diptera; Culicidae. The record is from RefSeq and is a predicted model, not a curated record. Gene Ontology annotation, biological process: phosphatidylinositol dephosphorylation. Gene Ontology annotation, cellular component: membrane; cytoplasm.
AGUCAGAGAGUAAAUAGCUGAACAGGGAAUUCACGAGAAAAACUCUCGAUUUUCUGCUGGAAAACCACGGAGGACUCUCGGGGGAGGCUAAUUAACGCGGAAAACAACAUACCUUGCACAUGAUGUCGGAAGGACGCACCAAAACGAAACAUAACUUUACGAGCUACAUUCAGCAGGUCAACGACGACAAAUUCCUAACAGAGGACUACAAACCAAAGCUGUUAUCUGGAGAAAUUGAAGCUGCCCGAGCAAAUCAUGUUUGCAUGUACACAGCUUCAUUCGUCAAGGACGGAAAGGUGCUGUCGGAACGAAAAGGCAUCCUAAUGAUUACCAAUUUCCGGCUAUCGUUCGUAUUUGUUGAUAUAGCCGACGAUCAGGCAAGCUACUGUUGUAUAGUAGUGUUGGUCCUCUUUGAAUGUAAUUUGGUGUUGUUUCAGCAUCCUUUUCAAAGCAAUCGCUUCCUUGGUUCGUCGGACGUUUCUCUAUCCAACAUUGAUCGGAUAUAUCAGGUCGUCGAUAAGAAAAAGAAGCUGAUUUGCCCACAAGUUAAAAAUAGCAACAAAAUCGACAAAAUAAGGAUUAUCUGCAAGAAUUUUAAAACAUUUACGUUCGGCUUUCAACUGUCGGAUGUUGGUAAAGGAAAGUAUAUUGCUGAUGCCCUGGUCAAAUUUGCCUAUCCAGCGAGACAUAAUCUACUGUUUUUGUAUCAAUUCAAGGAUAAUUCAUGCAACGGAACUACAUCCAACGCUACGAAAAUGUUUCGUAAGAAAUCGGAUUGGCUUCAGGAGUUGGAAAGGUGUAAUGCUACCGCCGGUUGGCGCGUGUAUUCCAAAGACUGCAGGAUAUCCGAUAGCUCCCUUCCGAUGCAUUUUGUUGUGCCUAAGCAUCUGAGCGAUAUGGAUUACAACAAUAUUUCUAAAAGCUUUCGGAAUGAUCGUUCAGCCAUUUGGGUUUGGGGUUAUCACGAUGCUGCAUUGGUACGGCUUGCUGAACUUAAUCCGGAUAUUACAAACACCACCGUCGAGAAUAUCCUGCUCGAGCAUGUACGUCGUUGCGAUCCUCAGAAAAGACAACCCCGAUUACUCGAGCUGUACAAAAUUCUCCCCAGCAUACAGGACGUCAACCUUAGUUAUAUUAAAUUGCGUGAUCUCUGUACUCCUGAUAACGAUCAACAGUUUAUGGCCCAGGAUGGACGGUUCUAUUCGAUGGUCGAAAAAAGCUACUGGCUUUUUUACGUUUCGUUGUGUCUGAAACAUUCCGAUCUGGCAGCGAAGAUGCUGCUUGAUGGUCAAACAGUGGUGUUGCAGGAAAUAAAUGGGCGCGACAUGUGCGGAGUAAUAUCGAGCUUGGUGCAGUUGCUACUAGAUAAAAGCUACCGCACGUUACAAGGCUUCCAAAAUCUUAUACAAAAAGAAUGGAUAACCCUGGGUCAUCCGUUCAGCGAUCGAAUCGGGCAUGUGGCCACGGUAAAAUCUACAGAACGCAGUCCAAUUUUCUUGUUAUUCCUUGAUUGCGUGUGGCAGUUGUUGCAGCAAUUUCCGAAGGCAUUUGAGUUUUCUGAAACAUUUCUUACCACCUUGUGGGACUCACUAUUUCUGCCAAUAUUUGAUACGUUUCAGUUCAAUUCUGAAACAGAACGCUAUAACGCUGUACACGCUGAUCACAUCAUCCUGCGUCCCGUUUGGGAUUGGGCAAAGCAAUUUGAAGGCAAAGACUUGGCUCUGUUCACAAAUCCGCUCUACCAUCCAGAAACGUUGGUCAAUAAUAUCGACAAAGAACAUUUGCAACCGCGAUACUUUCUACGUGAUAUAGAACUUUGGCAACAGUGUUAUUUUAGAUGGAUGCCUCAUGUCGAAAUUCAAUAUGGUGGUAUUGCGCAGAGUCAGCUGCUGAAUCACAUACUACUAAACAAUAUUCGGAAACUACGUCGAACGCUUGGUAACCAUGAGCCUUAUGAGACAGGUGAUGAACGAAUGGAUGCCUUAGAACAGAUACUAUCAUCGAUGGUUGUGCAGACACGCGAUCCUGAUGCUGCAACGGAAGCCACCUUAUCCGUUAGCUCCUUUUUUCCUUUUACCAGCAUAACACCGUCAACAGAAAUAGUAUGCUCGGAACUCCUGAUUGCGAAUAAUGGAAUCAAUUUCUCGCAUGAUUCUAUGUAUGAAACGUCUUCAUUGAAUGACUAAAUAUGUUCACGUGCGACGGAGUGUAGGCACUUGUUAAAGAGAGAAAUGCAGAAUAGAAAAAUGCGCAUGAGUUGAAUGAGAAACAUUUAGCGAUGGAUUAGAGGUGGAAGGAUAGAGAGAGUUGCGAAGAUAUUUCUAUAUGGCUGAAAUGGGGUGCUGUCGGAUGCUUCCCUAGUACGGAGAAUUUUUGUUGGACGGAUCGCAACGUAAAACACGAACUCAACAGUCAUGUAAAACUGGUUGUAAUAACAAUAUUCUUAAGUAUGGAAUACCGAUUUUUGCUAAGCUUAUGUUCUUGGUCCACCAAAUGGUAAAAUACUACUUUUCCAAGAAACAGUUGUACAGUAAAUAUAGGCAAACAUUGUAGGAUAAUCGGAUACCCUGGUAUUGUUACAUUUACAAGCACCGAAAAUAACUGCUAUGUCCGAAUUUAAGGAAAAAUUGAAAUAAAAAAAAAAUCUUCAUUAAA